Messenger RNA from Suillus paluster, 612 nucleotides. RefSeq names its product small GTPase superfamily. Lineage: Eukaryota; Fungi; Basidiomycota; Agaricomycetes; Boletales; Suillaceae. The transcript has 7 exons. Gene Ontology annotation, cellular component: vacuole; late endosome; fungal-type vacuole membrane. The record is from RefSeq and is a predicted model, not a curated record. Gene Ontology annotation, molecular function: GTP binding; GTPase activity. The coding region runs from base 1 to 612 and encodes 203 amino acids. Gene Ontology annotation, biological process: regulation of vacuole fusion, non-autophagic.
AUGGGUCGUGUAUUGCUCAAGGUUAUUAUCUUAGGCGACAGUGGUGUCGGGAAGACGUCGCUCAUGAACCAAUAUGUGAACAAACGGUUCAGCAACCAGUAUAAGGCCACCAUUGGAGCCGACUUCCUUACAAAGGAAGUCAUGGUGGAUGACCGUCUGGUCACAAUGCAGCUCUGGGACACUGCCGGACAGGAGCGCUUCCAAUCUCUAGGUGUGGCUUACUACCGCGGUGCAGAUUGCUGCGUGCUUGUGUAUGACGUGAACAGCGCCAAGUCGUUUGAGACUCUCGAUAGCUGGCGUGAUGAAUUCCUCAUUCAGGCAAGCCCACAUGACCCGGAGAAUUUCCCCUUUGUCGUGUUGGGGAAUAAGAUCGAUGUGGAAGAGAACAAACGACAGGUAACACAGAAGCGGGCUAUGACGUGGUGUCAGUCAAAGGGCAAUAUCCCUUACUUCGAAACUUCUGCCAAGGAAGCUAUCAAUGUCGAGCAGGCGUUCCAGACUGUCUCCAAGAACGCACUGCAACAAGAAGCAGAAGAACAGCUGUAUGUUGAUUACCCGGACCCAAUCCAGAUUGACCGGGAGAGCACACAAAACUAUGGGUGCAACUGUUGA